This is a messenger RNA of Babjeviella inositovora NRRL Y-12698, 768 nucleotides long. RefSeq names its product proteasome core particle subunit alpha 3 (gene PRE9). Gene Ontology annotation, biological process: ubiquitin-dependent protein catabolic process. Gene Ontology annotation, cellular component: nucleus; proteasome core complex; cytosol. The record is from RefSeq and is a predicted model, not a curated record. NCBI's taxonomy places the organism in Eukaryota, Fungi, Ascomycota, Pichiomycetes, Serinales. Bases 1 to 768 code for a protein of 255 amino acids. The transcript is spliced from 2 exons.
AUGUCCAGAAGAUACGAUAGUCGUACCACCAUUUUCUCUCCAGAAGGGAGACUUUACCAAGUUGAAUAUGCGUUGGAGGCCAUUUCACACGCGGGGACCGCGAUUGGGAUCCUUGCGGAAGACGGUGUUGUCUUGGCGGCGGAAAAAAAGGUCACGUCCAAGUUGUUAGAGCAAGACACGUCUGCGGAAAAAAUGUACCUCCUCAACGACAACAUGGUGUGUGCGGUUGCCGGUAUGAACGCUGAUGCGGGGAUUUUGAUCAACCACGCGAGAUACACGGCGCAGCAGUACCUUAAGACAUACAAUGAAGACAUCCCGUGCGAGCAGUUGAUCCGCCGCGUGUGUGACGUCAAACAGGGGUACACCCAGCACGGUGGGUUAAGACCGUUCGGUGUGUCGUUCAUCUACGCAGGGUACGACGACAGAUACGAGUUCCAGUUGUUCACGUCCAACCCAUCGGGCAAUUACAGCGGCUGGAAGGCGACCAGCAUCGGCGCCAACACCUCCAGCGCACAGACAUUGUUGAAAAACGACUACAAGAGCGACAUGAAAAUCAGCGAGGCGUCCAAGUUGGCGUUGAAAAUAUUGAGCAAGACCAUGGACGCGUCGUUGUUGAACAGUGAAAAGGUGGAGUUUGCCACCUUGACAAAGUCUAAAACCACCGGCAAGGUCAUCCACAAGAUCUGGAAGCCGGCUGAGAUCGACCAGUUGAUCAAGGACAGCGGAGUCUUGGAGGAGGCUGAGAAGGAGGCUGAGAAGGAACAGUAG